Nicotiana attenuata is the source of this 358-nucleotide messenger RNA. RefSeq names its product late embryogenesis abundant protein 1-like. Lineage: Eukaryota; Viridiplantae; Streptophyta; Magnoliopsida; Solanales; Solanaceae. The record is from RefSeq and is a predicted model, not a curated record. The transcript has 3 exons. Bases 85 to 342 code for a protein of 85 amino acids.
AUUAUACUGAAUUCAAGUCCCAAACAUAUAAAUAAACAAAAAUAAAUAAAAAAGCUUUUCUAUUACUAAUAUCAAGAAUCAAAUAUGGCAAGUGCUCAAUUCAAUGUUGAUCAAUCCCAUGACCAAGCUGAGGCCAAGACGGAGCAAUGGACAGAAUCAGCAAAUUCCUCUGUUAAUAAAAUUGAAGAUGCAAUCCAAAGAGCUCGCGAAUCAGCUCAACAAAAAAGGGAACAGAAUUCUGGAUUCCUUCACCAGACUGGAGAGCAAAUGAUGCACAUGGCUCAAGGUGCAGUUGAUGGGGUGAAGAACACACUAGGAAUUGGAUCGAACAAAAACAAAUGAAAGUCAAGAUCACCCC